GCACACACACGAAUACAAAGAGCCGCCCGCGACCUUCCUCCCCUGCAGCGCUCACCCCCACUCAGGAGCGCCAUGGGCUCUGGGAGCCACUCGUGGGUGUGCCUGCGCCCUGGCUGCCCGUGCCGGGAGUGCUGAGGGGGAAGCUCCCACACUCCCUUGGGACCACCAUGUCCUUCAGCGCCACCAUCCUAUUCUCACCCCCCGGCGCCCAGGAGGCCACAGGCUGCUGCUGUGCCUGCAAGCGGGAGCCGGGGGCGGAGGGGGUGGGUAGCGCCCCCCCGCCCCCCUGCGCCCCCAUCAGCGUCUCGGGCCAUGGGUUGGCGGUGCAGAGCUCCGAGCAGCUGCUGCAUGUCAUCUACCAGCGCCUGGACAAGGCCGUGGGGCUGGCCGAAGCCGCCCUGGCCCUGGCCAAGGCCAACAACCAGGCCCUGCGGCGGCUGGAGGAGGAGGUGGGGGGACUGCGGAGGGAGGCGCACCCAUCUGUCAAGGCCAGCCCCCCCCCGCUGGCGGCCGAGGAGGAGGAGGAGGAGGCUGAAGGCUUGGGGAGCAGCGUCCAAGUGGUGAUCGAGGAGCUGAGGCAGCUAGGGGCAGCGGCAGGGCCGUCUGGACGUCUGGGUUUCUCACCCGUGCAGCCUGGAGACUCGGGACUGGGUGGGGUGCUGGAGGAGCUGCCCCCCCUGGAGGUCCCCCAUCAGCGAGUGGUGGUCCCGGCUUUCCCCACCACCCCCUCCCCUUCCCCCCAGCCCGUGGGGGAGCCCUCGCCCUCGGGCUCCGAGGAGCCGCCCCCCUGCACUGCCCUAGAGGAUGGUGGCCUGGGGGAGCCCCGGUUCUCACUGGGGUUCAUCAGCACCCCCUGCCGCAGCCGGGGCAACGGGCCCAAGAACACCCGGCGCAAGAGAGACCUGGUGCUGUCGAAACUCGUCCAUAAUGUCCACAACCACAUCACCAACCAGAGGAGAUUCAACGGCUCUGAGAGCAUCAAGUCUUCCUGGAACAUUGGGGUGGUGAAAUUCCUGUUGGAGAAACUGAGGCAUGAACUGGUGACGAGUCAGCACAACUACACGGACAAGGAACUGAAGGGUGCCUGCGUGGCAUACUUCCUGACCAAGCGGCGCGAGUAUCGCAAUUCCCUGAACCCCUUCAAGGGGCUGAAGGAAAAGGAGGAGAAGAAACUGCGGAGCCGGCGCUACCGGCUCUUUGCCAACCGGGCGGGCGUGGUACGGCUGCUGGGCCCUGAGGAGCAGCGGCUGUGGCGGGGCGUGACGGAGGAGCUCAUGUCAGACGAGGAGGACAGCCCGAGCGAACCGGGGGUGUGGGUGGCCCGGUCCCCCCGCUUCCGUGCCACCCCCCUCACCCAGCUCUGCUACCGCCUCGACAUCAAUGCCAAGCACGGCGCCAAGGCCAACCGGGUCUACGGGCCGCCCUCCGAGCGCCUGCCCUCCGCUGAGGCUCAGCUCCUGCCCCCCCACCUCUACGACCCCCGCUUCCAGGAGCGUGAAGAGGAGGGGGACUCCAGGUCCGCCCCUUUCCCCCCGCCCCACAAGGCCUUCUGCCCUGACCUCCACCCCUUCCUCGAGAUCAAGGUGGAGAAGGAUGAGUGAGCCAGGACAGCCGUCCCACACCCAAGAUGGCCACCACAGGGGGCCAGCGACCCUCCCAACCUGGGCUCAAGAUGGAGAAUGUUCAGGGACGCAAGAUGGCUGAUGGAGGAUUCUGGGGGAAUGGGGACAGGAAAUGGGGCAACAAGAUGGAGAGAGACGAAUGAUCAAAGAUGGCUGCCACGCAUCCAAGAUGGCUGCCGUACAUUCAGCAUGGUUGCCUCCCAGCAAGAUACCGCCAGUGGGCUGUAAGGGGUCGGGAGCUGCGACGUUCCCCCUCCCCCCCACCCAGUGCUGCCAGGAACCCCUGGGGAAGGAUAAGUGAGCCAAGAUGGCCACUGCAGAUUGGGCGGGGGCAGGGCUGUGGAAUGCCUCUCCCCCACCCAGCUCCUUCACUAACUUCAGGGUGGAGACGGAUGAGAACUUGGGGGACAAAAAGGGGGAGCCAAGAUGGCUGCCCACAUCCAAGAUGGCCGCCCUGCACACAAGAUGGCCACUAUGGGGAAAGGGAACAGGACGUCCCCAGCUCCACUGGGCCUGAUCUCAUGGUGGAGGAGGAUGAAAGACUGGGGGGGCCGGAAAUGCCGGUGUCUCCCCAGGGACUGGGUGGGCAGGAGGUUGAGGGGGACAGUGACAAGGGGGGAGUCCCCUGAAAUACGAGGCCUUUUCACUCUCA
Molecule: messenger RNA, 2274 nt
Organism: Malaclemys terrapin pileata
Lineage: Eukaryota; Metazoa; Chordata; Testudines; Emydidae
Gene: C12H14orf93
Product: chromosome 12 C14orf93 homolog
Exons: 7
Coding region: 168-1601 (477 amino acids)
Source: RefSeq, a predicted model, not a curated record